This is a messenger RNA of Lycium ferocissimum, 432 nucleotides long. RefSeq names its product gluconokinase-like. Gene Ontology annotation, molecular function: gluconokinase activity. Gene Ontology annotation, cellular component: cytoplasm. The record is from RefSeq and is a predicted model, not a curated record. The transcript has 2 exons. The coding region runs from base 1 to 432 and encodes 143 amino acids. Lineage: Eukaryota; Viridiplantae; Streptophyta; Magnoliopsida; Solanales; Solanaceae.
AUGGCAUCUGACUGCAAAGAUCGUGUUCCAUGGCUUGAAACACUACGAAAUGUGCUACGAAGAGGCUUAGUUGGCAGUAAAACGCUGAUUCUUGCUUGCUCAGCUCUGCAAAAACGGUACAGGGAAAUCCUUAGAUCUGCAGACCCAAAUUAUGAACCAGGUCCUUAUGCAAGUGUCGUUAAAUCCGUGUUGUUGGAUGUUGGGGCUGAAGUGCUUGCCGCUCGGCUGGAAAAGAUAGCAGCCGAGGGGAAGCAUUUCAUGCUUGCAAAGCUCUUGCAGACAUGGAUUUGCUUCAUAUUGAUGAAGCAGAAGGGAUUACUUAGAGUUGAUGCUGCUAUGGAUCCUGAAACCAUAGUGAGAAUCAUACAAACUUUUUGUCAUCUGAUCAUAAGUCCACAACGGAUGGAUUCAAUUAAAGAUAAAUUAUUUUAA